AUGGCACCCCAAACACGCGCCUCUCGACGAAGUAAGAACUCACUUCUCUUCGGUACGCCGGCGAGAGAUUUGACCUCCUCCAAACGGUUCAUGUGGACGCCCGCUCACAACAAGAUGUUCGAGGAGCACGUCAACAGCAGAGCCGACAUCUACAGCGAUCAAGAGAGUUUGCUGGAGCAACUAGACUCCCAUGGCUACGAGCAAAUCAAGACGAGUGCUGGAGAGAAUGUCAAGAAGCUCAUCCUCAAGAAGGUAAGAAGCAAGCUUUACAACACCCAGAGGAACCUGGCGAAGCCUCAGACGGAGUCAACCCCUUUUUGGGCUGCAACCAAGACUGUGAGUCCAAGGAAGAGCAGCACGGCAGUGGCACCCAUGCCUACUAGUUCUGCUCCCGCGGAGGAUGUAAAAGAGGACGAUGAUGAUAUUGAGGGCAUCUGCACUUCGCGCGAAUGGACAGAGUUCCACAAAAGCAAUGUCCAUCACGCCGCGAUAAAUGGCAACCUGCGAUACGCUAUCGAGGCUCACAUCAAACUCAUCAGGGCCGCGGAAGAGGCAAAGCUCGCCUUUGAUGCAUUGGGAGAUGAUAUCCUUGACGAAACUGCAGAGGAAGCUAGAAACAAUAUCGACUGGCUUAGCGACGGGCUUGCCGAUGCCAUCAAUGACCAUCUUCGACAAUAUUGA
Molecule: messenger RNA, 681 nt
Organism: Anthostomella pinea
Lineage: Eukaryota; Fungi; Ascomycota; Sordariomycetes; Xylariales; Xylariaceae
Source: the annotation of a GenBank genome assembly